This is a messenger RNA of Papilio polytes (common Mormon), 839 nucleotides long. RefSeq names its product glutathione S-transferase 1, isoform D-like. Bases 117 to 770 code for a protein of 217 amino acids. Gene Ontology annotation, biological process: glutathione metabolic process. Gene Ontology annotation, molecular function: glutathione transferase activity. The record is from RefSeq and is a predicted model, not a curated record. Lineage: Eukaryota; Metazoa; Arthropoda; Insecta; Lepidoptera; Papilionidae. The transcript has 5 exons.
UCAUUACGAAAGUCAAAAUUUAUAGUAUAGAUAUCGCGGGCGCAGUCGACAAUCGUACCUCUUUUAUAAACAUCGUUCACAUUCUGCCAGAGUACUAAAGAUAAAUUGAUAUCAAGAUGACGAUCGAUUACUACUACAUGGACGGCUCUCCUCCCUGCGCCGUGGUCACACUAACCGUUGCAGCGCUGGGCAUUGAGUCUCAAGUCCAGACACAUCGUGUAGACGAAAUGAACGAUGAACACUUAAAGGAGGAUUAUUUAAAGAUAAACCCGCAGCACACAGCUCCUGCGAUAGUAGACAACGGCUUCGCCUUGUCCGAGUCCCGCGCCAUCAUCAAAUAUCUGGUGGCGAAGUAUGGCGGCAACAAAUACUACCCGCAAGAUAUUGAGACCCGUGCUCUUGUUGACCAGAGGCUGGACUUUGAUAUUGGGACUGUUUAUCCUAAAUUAAUUGAUGUAUACUACUCUAAAAUAUUGAAGAAACCUUUGACGGAGGAACAGUUGAAGAAGAUGGAUGAUGCUCUCAACGUAUAUAACGUGUAUCUGAAAGAGAACAAGUUCGCCGUGGGAGUGGAACCCACGCUGGCCGACUUUAGUCUGGGUGUUACUGUCGCGCUGCUUCAGACUUUUGAUGUCAGCAUUGAGAAGUAUACUAAUAUUGUCAGAUGGUUAGCACUUGUGAAGUCAACUCUGCCAAAUUUCGAAGAAGUCAUUACGAAGACCACAGAUGAUGGCAAAAAGCUCAUAGAGGCCAUGUCGGAAUCGCAAUAAAUUACGAGAUCAAUACAAGCUUUUACUUGUAACGAUCCUAUUUUUUAUAAAUAAAUAAUUGUUUAAAAA